Molecule: messenger RNA, 2698 nt
Organism: Nicotiana tabacum (common tobacco)
Lineage: Eukaryota; Viridiplantae; Streptophyta; Magnoliopsida; Solanales; Solanaceae
Biological process (GO): carbohydrate metabolic process
Molecular function (GO): carbohydrate binding; catalytic activity
Source: RefSeq, a predicted model, not a curated record
UUUAUUGGAUUAAGUAAAUUAUUAUUCUAUCUUUUAGCUUAUUAUAUUAGAUUUGCUAUAAGGAGUUAUUGGUCAUUGUGUAGGUCAAUUUAACUUGAUAAUAUAAAAGAUUUAUUCAGGUUAAUACACUGUGAGACGUAGCUACUUUUAGUAAAGGAGUUCAUUGAAUUUGCUUUGUCCAGAAAAUUACACAUAUAAAAUGGAUAAAAAGCAUAUAGUAUAACAUAGGUUAAAGCAUUAGAUGUGUUACUUUGACGUUUUUUGAAUUCAAAUUUCUGGCUUUGGCUGCUGAGACUACAGUUAUGGCAUGUGUUAAUGGUGAUCAUAAUUCAUAGUACUACUUCAUAUUAUUAUUACUAAUGUCUGACUGCAGCUAUUAGGAGAUGCUGUUAAUAUGCAUCUCUCUCCUCUCCUACAAACCUAUAAAUAACCAAAGGCAGUUCAACAUUUCUUUUUUCAAAUCUUGAAGCAUAUUCAGAUUCAUACCACACUGGUGGUUGCUCUGCUGUACGGGGGGACACAGGGAAAAAAAUUGUUAUAAGAGAAACAAUGUCUUCUGCAGGACUGCGGUUAAAUGCUCAAAAUGACUAUGUGGUGAUAAACAAUGGAGUAGUGGAAAUAACAUGGACAAAUCCAGGGGGAAUUAUCAGAGGGAUAAAGUACAAGGGAAUUGACAACUUGCUCGAACUAAACAAUAAAGAUUUGAAUGGAGGGUUCUGGGACCUUAAUUGGAGUGAGUCUGGUAGUACAAAAACAAGGGGAAAGUUUGACACGAUAGAAGGAACAGAUUUGCAAGUUAUAGUGGAAAAUGAGAAGCAGAUUGAGCUGUCAUUCACAAGAAUGUGGAAUCCAGCAGUCCAGGGUGAACAAGCUCCUUUAUAUAUUGAUAGAAGGUUUGUAGUAUUUCGUGAUGUCCCAGGAUUUUACUCAUAUGCCAUCUUUGAGCACACGAAAGACAUGCCUUCUUUCAACCUUAACACAACCAGAAUCGCUUUCAUGCUCAAUAAAGAAAAGUUUCACUACAUGGCCAUAACAGAUGAUAGACAAAGAUUUAUGCCUAGUGCAGAAGACCGGCUUGCAGAGAGAGGCCAAGCGCUAGCCUAUCCUGAAGCAGUUCUCCUUGUUGAUCCUAUAGAACCUGAAUUCAAAGGAGAGGUGGAUGACAAAUAUCAAUAUUCACUUGAAAACAAAGAUAAUCAAGUGCAUGGAUGGAUAUGUUUUGACCCUCCUGUGGGAUUUUGGCAAAUCACUCCUAGCAAUGAAUUUAGAACAGGAGGACCCUUCAAACAAGAUUUAACCUCGCAUGUGAACCCGACUACCCUUGCUAUAUUUCUAACUUCCCACUAUGCUGGUCCAGAUCUUUUGGUAAAAUUCGAGCCUGGUGAGGAGUGGAAGAAAGUCCUCGGGCCCGUGUUCACAUAUUUUAAUUCUGUAUCAGACAAAGAAAUGGCUCUAACACUUUGGGAUGAUGCAAAAAGACAGAUGAACAAAGAAGUCCAGUCCUGGCCCUAUAGUUUCCCAGCUUCUGAAGAAUUUCCUAAGUGUGGUCAAAGGGGCAUAGUUAAAGGUCGAUUGUUAGUACAAGACAGAUACUUAAGCAAGGGAAAUUUACCUGGAAAAGAUGCAUAUGUAGGACUCGCAGCUCCAGGAGAUGCUGGAUCAUGGCAAAGAGAGAAUAAGGGUUACCAAUUUUGGACUACAACAGAUGAAGACGGCUACUUUGUCAUUGAGAACAUACGUGCAGGAUCAUAUAGUCUUUAUGCAUUGGUACCUGGAUUUAUCGGGGAUUACAAGUAUGAAGUUGUAAUAACUAUAACAGAAGGUUGUAAUAUUGAGUUGGGUGAGCUUGUUUAUGAGCCUCCAAGAGAUGGUCCUACCUUGUGGGAGAUCGGUAUCCCUGAUCGCUCUGCUGCAGAAUUUUAUAUUCCCGAUCCAAACCCAAAAUAUGUUAACAAACUUUACAUAAAUCAAGACAAAUUUAGACAGUAUGGUUUGUGGGAGAGAUAUGCAGAGUUAUAUCCUGAUAAUGAUUUAGUCUACACAGUUGGAGUUAAUGAGUAUCAAAAGGACUGGUUCUUUGCUCAGGUUAACAGGAAGAUAGGCGAAAAUGCAUAUCAAAGUACUACAUGGAAAAUCAAGUUCAAGAUUGAUAAUGUAAAUCUGGCUGGAGCAUACACAUUGCGUUUGGCGCUUGCAGCUGCCAAUCAUGCUGAACUGCAGGUCCGGAUCAAUGAUCCAACAGCAGAUCCUCCCCUAUUUUCAAGUGGAGAAAUCGGAGGAGACAAUGCAAUUGCAAGGCAUGCUAUUCAUGGGAUCUAUUGGUUGUUCAAUGUAACAAUACCUGGUUCUCUACUUUUGGGAGGAGAAAACAUCAUAUUAUUGACACAAACAAAGACCGCCAACGCUUUCCAAGGGAUUAUGUAUGACUAUAUUCGCUUGGAAGGUCCCUCGUGCUAGAGUGAAAACCUUUGAUUUUUCCACACAGAGAACUACUCAUUUGUUGCCACAAAUAAAAAAGAUUAUACAUUUCUACAGCAUUCUCACACUUUUAACUAGAGCUGCAGUAAUUUGAUAGAGAUCUCUUCAAGUUGGACUGCCUGAGAUGGAUUUUACUUUCCAAUAUUUGGCUACUACAUAAGGAGGCAACUUUUAUGCAUCAAAUAAUAAAAUGCUCUCCUUUCCCUGGUCUUCACUUUUA